GCCAAAUCUGGAAUUCUUGACUCACUUUCAACUCGGCGAUUCUGUGCAUUUCAGAGCUUCAGACGGCGAGGAAGAUGCGGUGGUACUUCGUCGCCACGCUUCUCACCAUUCUCACAAGUUCUCAGGGAAUAUUAACAACACUCUCACAGAGCAAUGGAGGGUAUAAGUAUGAUUAUGCAACUGUCCCGUUUCUUGCUGAGGUUUUUAAGCUUGCAGUAUCAAGUCUGUUACUGCGGAAGGAAUUCCACAAGUCACCUAUGCCAAAAAUGACUAUGGACUGGAAGAGUGUGGCUUUAUACAUUGUCCCAUCUAUUAUAUAUCUAAUUCACAACAACGUUCAAUUUGCUACCCUUACUUACGUGGAUACAUCAACAUAUCAGAUAAUGGGCAAUCUAAAGAUUGUUACUACUGGAAUACUAUUCAGGUUGCUCUUAGGAAGGAGGCUUUCAAACCUGCAGUGGAUGGCAAUUGUAUUACUGGCUGUUGGGACAACCACAAGUCAGGUCAGGGGCUGUGGAGAGGCUUCAUGUGACUCCCUUUUAUCGGCACCAAUUCAAGGAUACGUGUUAGGAGUUCUAUCUGCUUGUCUUUCUGCAUUGGCUGGUGUUUACACUGAGUUCUUGAUGAAGAAAAACAAUGACAGCUUAUACUGGCAGAAUGUACAGAUGUACACGUUUGGUGCUAUUUUUAAUAUGGCAAGGCUUCUUAUGGAUGAUUUCAGAGGUGGAUUUGAAAAUGGACCAUUUUGGCAACGUAUUUUCAAUGGUUAUACUAUUACUACCUGGAUGGUAGUAUUGAACCUAGGGUCUACUGGUCUUUUGGUUUCAUGGUUAAUGAAAUUUGCUGAUAAUAUUGUGAAGGUUUAUGCGACAUCUAUGGCGAUGCUCCUUACAAUGGUACUAUCAAUAUUCCUCUUCAAUUUCAAGCCUACAUUGCAGCUCUUCUUGGGCAUUAUUAUUUGUAUGAUGUCUUUACACAUGUAUUUUGCCCCGCCCAAUAUGCUCGUAGACAUGCCAUUAACAGUAAAGUCAGAUGAAGAAGAGAAGCGCAUUGAAGUUACUGUUGAUCAAAGAUCACAUUCAUGAUGUCAAGUCUCCGUUGACAUUCAAGAUGCAUAAUUCUGUUGAUAACAGGUCGCAUUGCCAGUUCAGGGAGACAAUGUCAUAGCACUCUCUCAUCCGAAUUCUUAUCCCAGUCUCUCACAUCUUGAUCUUGAUGAUGAAUUUUGUAGGAAGCCUUGUAUAAUAGGGACAACUAGCUUUGGGAGCUGUAUACACGUUUUAAUACUUCCUUUUGGCUUUGCUGGGAUUCUCAUAAUCAAUUCUUACCGAGUUUCUCCAACGAGGCCUGUUUAAAUUCACUUAUUUUAUAGCAUCAUUUCACAGUA
Messenger RNA from Neltuma alba, 1387 nucleotides. RefSeq names its product CMP-sialic acid transporter 1. NCBI's taxonomy places the organism in Eukaryota, Viridiplantae, Streptophyta, Magnoliopsida, Fabales, Fabaceae. The transcript is spliced from 9 exons. Bases 75 to 1085 code for a protein of 336 amino acids. Gene Ontology annotation, molecular function: pyrimidine nucleotide-sugar transmembrane transporter activity. The record is from RefSeq and is a predicted model, not a curated record. Gene Ontology annotation, cellular component: Golgi membrane. Gene Ontology annotation, biological process: pyrimidine nucleotide-sugar transmembrane transport.